GUGCAGAGAAACUUCCUCUUCCGGAUGACUCGUGGGAGAAAAGUGGUGCGCAGAGCGGCUUUUCUGCUCUUCCCAGGGUCGAAGCAGCAUCUGGCAGAGCCUACGAUUCUUCACCUUCCUCAGCAAGUGAGAGAGAAAUGAGAGAAAAUCAGGAAGAGAUUUCUAGCUGGGAAAAGAAGAGUGUGAAAUUCAAGCAUACGUUACAUGAAAAGUCAAGGGAGAUUAUUCUUCCAUUAGGUAAAAGACGGAAAUAUCUGGAAGUUACUGGGAGGAAAAGGUCAAUUGGAAAUCAACGUAGAGCAGACAGUCCUGAUUGUGAGAAAAUUGAAUGUCCUGAUUGUGAGAAAAGUUUCUCUCAGAAUUCCCAGCUCAUGAAACACCAGAUGACUCACACAGGCAAGAAACCAUUUGAAUGUCCUGAUUGUGAGAAAAAAUUCACUACCAAUUCCAACCUUAUUAGCCACCAGAUGAUUCACACAGGUGAGAAACUCUGUAGAUGUCUUGAAUGUGGGAAUAGUUUUAGUCGGAAUUCUGACCUUGUUGCACACCAGAGGACUCACACAGGAGAGAAACCAUUUGAAUGUCCUUUUUGUGGGAAAAGUUUUAGUCGUAAUUCCAACCUGGUGAUACACCAGAGAACUCACACAGGAGAGAAACCCUUUGAAUGUCCUGAUUGUGAGAAAAGUUUCAGUACCAGUUCCAGCCUGGUGAUACACCAGAGGAUUCACACAGGAGAGAAACCCUUUGAAUGUCUUGUUUGUGGGAAAAGUUUCAGUACCAGUUCCAGCCUGGUGAUACACCAGAGGAUUCACACAGGAGAGAAACCCUUUGAAUGUCUUGUUUGUGGGAAAAGUUUCAGUCAGAAUUCCAGCCUGGGGAAACACCAGAGGACUCACACCGGGGAGAAAUCAUUUCAAUGUCCUGUUUGUGGGAAAAGUUUCAGUGAGAAUUUCAACCUUAUUACACCAGAGAUUCAUACAGAGAGAAACCUUUGA
Messenger RNA from Ahaetulla prasina, 995 nucleotides. Its product is annotated as zinc finger protein 570-like. Lineage: Eukaryota; Metazoa; Chordata; Lepidosauria; Squamata; Colubridae. Gene Ontology annotation, biological process: regulation of transcription by RNA polymerase II. Gene Ontology annotation, molecular function: DNA-binding transcription factor activity; RNA polymerase II cis-regulatory region sequence-specific DNA binding. The record is from RefSeq and is a predicted model, not a curated record. The transcript is spliced from 2 exons. The coding region runs from base 138 to 995 and encodes 285 amino acids.